AUGGAGAAACUGAUUCCAUAUGACACCGUGUCGUACAUCAUCUUUAUGAACAAUAAAACGAAAGCUUGGAGUGAUCUCAUAAAAAGAAAUAGAGAUAAAUGGAGAAACUACUUGUCCGACGCUAUCAGAAAUUACCGUUUAGGGAAACGCGGGAUGACAACGGACAAAGAGCGCAAAACGCCAUUUGACGAAUGGAAAUUGGGAUCCAAAUUAGGAUCUAAAUUUAGCUUGGCUGAUUCAAGAUCGAAAUUAGGAUAUAGAAUGAGCUUAGACGAUUCAAUAUCCAAAUUAGGAUCGAGAUUUAGCCCUGAUGAUUCAGUAUCUGAAUGGGGAUCUAAAUUUAGCUUGGCUGAUUCAAGAUCGGAAUGGGGAUCUAAAUUUAGCUUGGCCGAUUCAAGAUCGGAAUUGGGAUCUAGAUUGAGCUUAGACGAUUUAAGAUCGGAAUUAGGAUCUAGAGUGAGCUUAGACGAUUCAAGAUCGGAAUUCGGGUCUAAUUUUAGCUUGGCUGAUUCAAGAUCGGAAUUCGGGUAUAAUUUUAGCUUGGAUGAUUCCAGAUCAGAGGAGGGAUCAUGA
This is a messenger RNA of Plasmodium vivax (malaria parasite P. vivax), 573 nucleotides long. RefSeq lists its product as hypothetical. Lineage: Eukaryota; Apicomplexa; Aconoidasida; Haemosporida; Plasmodiidae. The record is from RefSeq and is a predicted model, not a curated record. The transcript has a single exon. The coding region runs from base 1 to 573 and encodes 190 amino acids.